AGCUGGGAAUCACUUUAUUGAUUGUACUUGUACCAGCAAUUCAUAUAAUUAUCAAGGAUAAAACUGACUUUUCAACAGAAUAUGCUGGUAAGGGGAUAAAAAUAGAAAUGGCGUUUUCAUGAAUUUGGUUUCCUUGGGAUACUUCAAGUAUGUGGGUUUCCACUGUGUUAAAGUUUUCAGAUAACUUUGACAAUCAGCUUCAUCAAUGAUUUCAUCAAACUAUAAAGGUCGACCACAAGUGUCAAGGUACUAAUAGAUUAAUAAAGGAUUUGGCGCCUAGAGGGUAUAACUAGAUUGGUUUGAAAUGGAAAAGGGAUACUCUCACGUCCACAAAAUUUAAAAGGAAAAAUGAAUUCAUACAGCUUAACUAAAAUAUUUUUAUUAUGAGUCUUAGUUGAAUUGAGUGGACCAUUUAUCCACCAUUUGAAUGCUCAGUGUUUUCAACUAUGGUGGAUUGUUUACUUUGAAUGAAAAUGCAGUUUGUAGAUAUUUAUAUGCAUAAUUUCUAAUUACUCAUAUUGAUCUGUUUUGGGAUUGUGACAUCAUGUGGUUACAAAAAUGAAUAUUCCUAAGCCAGUGAUGUAGUACUAGUACUGAUUGCCAUAAACACUAAGGUGAACAGUGACUUAAUCAGUUCAGAAGUUCAAUGAUUCUGCAUUGGAAUACAGAAGAGGAAUGAAAUAUUUCUAGAAACAUGGGUAACAUUCAUCGCUGCUCCUUUUGUUAUGUUGUUUUGAUUGUUCCUGCUGUCUCUAAGCAUAACACAACAAGCACUUUACUGUUGAUAAAAAAAAAAGGAAGAAGAAGAACAAUGUGGCUUUUCGACUUUCACACUCUUACGGAGCUGAAGAAUUUGCCCUGUUGUACUAAACCAUAAUUCUGUACAUAUUCUCCCUUAGUUGAAUCAUGUGUAAGCAUAAAAAGGAGAAAAGAGAUAAGGAGAAGAGAGAAAGUAAAGAAAAGAAGGAGAAGGAUGGAAGUGAUGGAAAACAUAGGGACAAAAAUGACAGAAAGGAAAAGCACAGGGAUAGAAAGAAGGAGAAGGAGAAGGAGAAGGAGAGGGAUAAGGAUAAAGAUAAAGAUAAAGAUAGCAGUCGCACAGACGACAAAAAGCUUUCAGGGCCUACUGAAGGUCAAAAUCGAAAGAAGACCUCAGAUGAGAAGAAGCUUCAAGAAAAAUCUGAGGGUGACAGGGGGAGGGAGGUCAGUCAGAAAGAGAAGGAAAGCAACAAAGAUAGAAGCAGUCCUUUGGGUGAGAAUAGAGUUGCAGUACAGUUUGCGGGUUAUAAUGGAGAGAAGCUUAUCAAGAAUAACCAUCUGGCCCAGGAUUCCAGGAAUUCUAGAUUUGUACAGGAGUCUGGCAGGAAGGUCAGAGGUGAAGAUAGGGGAACUAAAAAUGAGUUGGUUGAGAAGUUUAUGGGAGCAGAGCAAAAAAGAGAAGAUGAAACAGUCAGAUUGGUGUCAUCCAAGAGUGCUAGAACAUUGGCAGAAGGGAAGGAAAAGAACAAGAAAAGUGAUGAUUGGAGUUUGGCUGGGCAAGUAAUUGGGGAGGAGACAAGAUCUUCUGGAAAUGCUUUGGUCCACAACCUUUCUGAAGCAGUUCCAACUAGAGUUGACAGAAUUGUGAGACAAGUAGAGAAGGAUGUUGACCAGUGGAUGGAAGGGAAAGAGAAGACCAAAGAGAAAGAAAGUGAUCAUAGAUUCGGGGAUAAACAUAAGGAUGAAAAUAGAGAGAAGAAGAGUCAUGGUAAAAAUAAAGACAGGGAUAAAGGGAAGAAAAAGGAGGAGAAGGUGAAAGCAAAAGGCGAACAGAGGAAUGUGGAGAAGGGUAACUUAAAUGGUAGUAACAAAGUUGACCUCAUAGAUACCAUUAAUCUUAGAACCUUUCACCCUUCCGAGGAAAUUGGCAAAAAUGCCAUUGCUGAGGAAAAUCUGCGGAAACGGAAAGACUUUGAGAAAAAUGGUUUUAUUCAUGCAGCUAAUGACAUUAAACCCAAUAAGUUGCCAAAACCCACUUCCUCUCAUAUGUUGAAGGAGAAUGGCUUGCAAUCUUUCCAGGCUUCCCCCACACCAUUUAGUUCAGAUGGGCAGGGGCCAGCUAGUAAUUGUAAGGUGGAAAAUAAAGAGCGCAAGGUAAAUGGAAUAAUUCAAGCUCAGGCAUUCAAUGUCUCCUCAGCAAAGCCUUCAUUGACAGGUGCACAAGCUGAGCAGGCAGAUAACACGUCAACUAAACCACCCCACCCAGAUUCGAAGUUCUUGUGCCAGUUACUCUCAGUUCCCAAAAUGGAAGAGUGGCCAGGUUUCAAUGAACAAGAAUGGCUAUUUGACAAAAAUAGAUCUCAAUUAAAGAAGCCCAAGAUGGGAACUUCUGAGAUUGAUGAAACAUCCCAGGUAUGGGCGGAGGCUUUAAGGAUAGAGUCAGCUGAUGUCUAUGCUCUCCCAUAUGUUAUUCCAUACUGACAUAUAUAGUUGGGCACUCAGUCAAUCCCUUACCCUUGGGAACUCUCCGUUCAUCCUGUCUGUGGGAGGCAGCAUAGGGCCCUGGGGGUCAAGUAUUUGAUUCAGGUUCUGGAUUCUUUAUCAUCAGUCAUGAUAUGCCUCUGUUGCAGUGAAUUUUUUGCAACUGACUGCCUCGAUCAGAAACUACAUUGAAUGAAAUUUUUCGGUCACACAAAUCAUGAACACGCCUUUGUUGUCAUUCCACUGCUAGAAUUGGAUGGUGGGUUUAGCCUCCUGGCACAAGUUGCUAAUUCAUUCAAAACACGCAGCUGUAAAGGCAACUGCUUGAGGUUGCAAGGAAAGGGCAAUGUAUAGGCUUGUGCCAUUUGAUUUUAUUUGCUUAGAGCCGAACUAUUGAGAAUGUAGGAGGAAGUAGCUGCGGUCUUUGCUACCUCACUGCAAUUUUUGAUUUGUAUCAUAACACUUAUUUACAAAAGAUGUUGGUUUACAGAAGAUGUAAGAUGGGUGGAAAUGAAAGUAGUGGCAUUCAUUUAUUC
Molecule: messenger RNA, 2996 nt
Organism: Rubroshorea leprosula
Lineage: Eukaryota; Viridiplantae; Streptophyta; Magnoliopsida; Malvales; Dipterocarpaceae
Source: the annotation of a GenBank genome assembly